UCGACAAUAGUGAAAUGCGCGUCCAUCAAGCCACCCGAUGAGAGCACAUUGCAGGGCUGUAAGCCUCAUCUUGAUGACUGGGUGAUGCCGAAUGUCUGACUGUUGACCCAGUUAUUUGCUAUACUGGUCAUUCGCUCCGUUCAAUUGGCCCAGAGGGGCGACUUGCAGUCUCAUUCAAGUGUAGGGAGUUGCUGCCACCCGUUCAAUUACUCAAUUUGUAUCUCUACAGCCGCAUACGUUCAUAUUGCACGUUUCUGGACCGAAUCACCCGCAUUCGGGUCAGCUGCGAACCUCGUAUACCAAGGAUCACAAGGCCAGCGCAGCGACAGGCCAGGUGGACUGCAUUUGGCGCGUGCCGAGGCCAUUUCGCCCAGUUGCAGUCUCGGCUGCUCGUCAGAACCAGCUGCGAAGCGAAAUCCAAAAGUGACAAACUUCUUCGCGGCUUGGCCCGGCCCGCGGUAGUGAAGUUUCAAUUAACUUGUCAUGGCGCUCCCAAGUCGCACCAAUGUUGUCUGCUGCUUCUAUAAUAUAUCCCACGGUUGCUCAAGGGGUGACGAGUGCCGGUUCGUCCAUGACAGUACGACAAAAGCGCACACCGCCGUAUUGUCAACUGCCAUGUCAGGGCAAGAGAUGACAACGCCACCAGUCUCUACAAAACCGGCAACGAUCUUGGAUCCUCUGUCUCCGAAAGCUCAACGACCAUGCAAAUGGUUCCAAGCUGGGUACUGCCGCAGAGGCCAGGAGUGUUGGUUCGCCCAUAUCUCCUCGCCAGAAGGAUCCAAUCCGGAGGGACAAAAUGCUCAAAUUCAAGCAUCAAGGAGCGGAGCAAAGAAGGCGUCGGAGCCCGCGGCUUGCACUUCUUCGAGCGAAGCGGUCAAGCAAGGCAUUGCAUCUAAUAAAGUUGCGGAGGAUGGGCCUAUAUGCGGCAUCUGCUUGGAAGUCCCCAGCUCCUUUGGCUUAUUAGAGAAAUGUUCGCACCCAUUCUGCCUCGGUUGUCUACGAUCUUGGCGCAGGGGAAAGGAGAGAGGCGAAGGGCCCGAGGCGAAUGCCAUUCACAAGACUUGCCCCAUUUGCAGAGCUCGUAGCUUUUUCAUCGUCCCUUCCAACGUCUUCGUUCCCGCAGGCGCGGAAAAGGACCGCAUCGUUGCUCGCUAUAGAGAGCAUCUUGUGAGGACGCCAUGCCGAAAUUUCGAGCGCACCAAGUAUUCUCAAAAUCACCCUUACUGUGCAUUUGGAGAUGAAUGUUUCUACGGACAUCGGAUCGGCGACAAGCCAUACAAAUUCCACAUGAACGCAGUGGAGAUCCGUCGGUGGAAUCGGUCCCUUACGAGGGGCCAGUCUCGGCGAUCACAUACAUACGACAAUUUCUUUAGCGAUGAUGACGACCUUGCGACUUUCAUGACUCACAUUCAUCCUCGCCUGGAUGACCUUACUCGCGCCCUGCAUGAGUUCGCUGAAGACUAUGAUUCAUACUUGGGCAACGACGAUGACGGCUACUUUGGCAGCGAUGACGAAGUCGGAUGGACGAGUCAUUUUGAUGACGAAGAUGAACUCGACCGCGUACUUGAUUUCUCCCGCAUCGCUUUUUGAAGUCUACCUGUUGCCGAAUCACAGGACAAGCUCGGCGACAAUUGCCCCUCCGUCACCCUUCACAGUUCACAUGAGAUUCAGCGAGCAGCGCAUAUUUGUAGCAUACAUAGCCUUUGUUCUCAAGCACAUG
Molecule: messenger RNA, 1720 nt
Organism: Tilletiaria anomala UBC 951
Lineage: Eukaryota; Fungi; Basidiomycota; Exobasidiomycetes; Georgefischeriales; Tilletiariaceae
Exons: 3
Coding region: 484-1590 (368 amino acids)
Biological process (GO): protein polyubiquitination
Molecular function (GO): metal ion binding; ubiquitin protein ligase activity
Source: RefSeq, a predicted model, not a curated record